Molecule: messenger RNA, 1085 nt
Organism: Anastrepha ludens (Mexican fruit fly)
Lineage: Eukaryota; Metazoa; Arthropoda; Insecta; Diptera; Tephritidae
Exons: 2
Coding region: 130-825 (231 amino acids)
Source: RefSeq, a predicted model, not a curated record
UGAUGACCGCCACUGUCUUUUCAGUCGUUUGACAGUCAACAUUUUCCGUUUAACGCAUUGAUACUCUAAAUUUCGUUGUAAACACAUUUGCCGGCAAAGCGAGAACGAGCGCAGUUGUAGAGAGUCAAAAUGUUCGCAAUAACAAAUCGACUUGGGCUUCUGCUCGGCUUGGCACUUCUUCUGGGUGAGCUCAUACCCUCCUGCUUCCCAGCAUCUGUAGAGCGAUCAGCAAACAAACGCGAACAAUUGCUGGCCACAAUGAUUGAGGAGUACCUGAAGCUGAGCGACUAUGAAUUGGAGCAUAGCAAGGCUUUGGUGCAGAAAGUACUUGCAAGUGAAGCAGUAAUGCAAAUGCAUACCGACCUCAUGGAGGCAGAGCGGGGUAUAAUGGAGAAUUACGUGCGCCAAGUGACGGACAAAGAGGAAGAAGAACCACCACUGAAAAGCAAUAUAGCAAAUCGUUUCUUCUACCUCAUUGCCAAGACACUGAUUUAUCAAGAAUUCGAAGCAAUUCUAAGACGCCAUAAUACUACAAAUACACGCCGAAAUUUUCAAUCAGAAAAUUAUUUAAUUGAGCGUACGCUAAAAGAGAAUGGCCUCGCCAAUUGGCAACGCGACGUAACACAAAAGCAAACUCAAUUUAUGAAUAAUUUUGUGAACGAGGUAGAAGCGUAUUUGGCACAACUGACGCCGGCGCAGCGCAGUGACGAGGAUGGUGAGGCAGCAAAGAUGUUGAAUUGGUUGGCCAAAAUGAGAGCCGAAGCGAAUGUGGAGCAACGCAUGGAAACUUUUAAGGAGUUCAUGAGAUUCUUUGUGAAAUUCUAAAGUGAACGCAAGUAGCAAAGACGACAAGCGCAGUCCAUGCACAUUUGGGAAGCCAAAAUGAAUUAAAUCAUUAAAUGCAAAAUUUAAGUUGACAAGUUUAAAAAAUUCGGAAAUUUUAUUUAGGAAAAUUAAAGAUGUUAGUUUCGAAAUUUAUGCUUGAGCCUCUGCUUAGUGUGGAGCUAGCAGAAUUAACUUUGAAUUGCGUGUCAGUGAGUUUUUUUUAAAUUUUUUUAUAAAGGAGCUACACAAUUUUUAAUGCA